Corapipo altera (White-ruffed manakin) is the source of this 1067-nucleotide messenger RNA. It is a transcript of the gene TMEM86A, whose product is annotated as transmembrane protein 86A. The coding region runs from base 149 to 862 and encodes 237 amino acids. The transcript is spliced from 4 exons. The record is from RefSeq and is a predicted model, not a curated record. Lineage: Eukaryota; Metazoa; Chordata; Aves; Passeriformes; Pipridae. Gene Ontology annotation, cellular component: membrane.
CAGCAGCAGCAGCAGCAGCAGCAGCAGCAGCAGCAGCAGCAGCGACAAUAGCAGCAGCGACAAUAGCAGCAGCGACAAUAGCGACAAUAGCAGCAGCGACAAUAGCAGCAGCGACAAUAGCAGCAGCCGCUCGCGCCCCACCGCCGACAUGGUGUCCCCCGUCACCGUGGUGAAGAGUGAAGGUCCCAAACUGGUGCCCUUCUUUAAAGCCACUUGUGUCUAUUUUGUCCUCUGGCUGCCAACUUCCAGCCCCUCCUGGUUCAGUGCUCUCAUUAAAUGUCUGCCUAUCUUUUGCCUGUGGGUUUUCCUUCUGGCGCAUGGAAUUAACUUCUUAGUGUCACACCGGAGUGCCAGCCGCAUCCUAGCGGGGCUCAUAUUCUCGGCAGUGGGAGAUGCCUUUCUCAUCUGGCAGGAGCAGGGCUACUUCAUUCAUGGUCUGCUGAUGUUUGCCAUCACACACAUCCUGUACUCUUCAGCCUUUGGCAUGAAGCCUUUGGACCUCAAAGCCGGCUUGUUGAUGGGCCUGGUUUCCGGUUCCUGUUAUGCCUUCCUGUACUCCUACCUCUCAGGCCCGUUCACCUACCUGGUAGCUGUCUACAUCGCCUUGAUUGCCUUCAUGGGCUGGCGGGCGGUGGCCGGCAUGCAGCUGUGCAACGAUCUCUGGACAUGGACCAAGCUCUCUGCCUGCAUCGGCGCGAUGCUGUUCAUGGUGUCCGAUCUAACCAUUGCACUUAACAAGUUCUGCUUCCCCGUGCCCUACUCGCGCUUCAUCAUCAUGGCUACUUACUAUGCAGCCCAAAUGCUUAUUGCACUGUCAGCUGUAGAGACCAGAGAUGAAGAGGACUUCAGAAAGAGGAGCUAGGUGGAGUGCCAAUAGUGCGUGAACACGUGGGUUAUAUCUCAGGUGCUGUAGCUGCAUUCACCCCUGAGAGAGAUCUCCAUUUCUCUAGGCACACUGGUGAUGUUGAUUUUGCUUCUUUGAAGCAUUACCUUUAGGAAUUAUUUUUUUUCAAUGGCUUUCUCUGAAUAAAGCUUACUUCAGUGUGGAGUCCACAUCAGAAAGCUUA